AUGCAGGCGCUCAACUUCGAGCCCUUCCAGGUGCUCGCGCUCACCGCGACGAUGCCGCCCGGCAAGCUCGAGCGAGAGGCGAUCUGGCGGUUGCGUCUCGGGGUGGAGGGUGAGAACCUAACCGUGCUGCGCGGGCCGGUGGACCGCGCCGACAUCUCAAUGGUGCGGUGCUUUCUCCCCGCCGGGUCUCGAGAGUCGAGUGCCAGCUACGUGUUGCGCGGGUGCAGGCUCGCGCGCGCUCUCGCCUCGGCUGCGUGGGCAGGACGCAAGCUCGCGUUUGUCACGAAGGCGACGUCGGCGCCCGCUAUCGCCGCGUUCCUCACUGCCCACGGCAUGCCUGCCCGCGCGUUUGCCACCAACGGUAUGACAGAGGAGGAGCGGCAGUCGAGCUUGGCCGAUUGGCGCGCCGACCCGGACGUCAUCCUCAUCGCCUCGUCAACAUUUGCCACUGGCGUCAACCACGCGGGCAUCACCGCGCUACUCCACUUCGGCCUCGCCCAGGACCCGCUCGAGCACUUCCAGGAGGAUGGACGUAUUCGCUCGUCUGGCCUCUCGAUUACGUUCUUGCGGCCGCGGUUCCUCGUCGAGCGCGCCACGCUCCCGGCGCCGAUGGAGCGCGCUCGUGCGGCCCUCAGCGCCACGACGCAGCUGCUCAAAGUGCUGACGCACGCCGGCUGCCUUCGUGCUGCGCUCGUCGGCUGGCUCGGCGGCAGCGUCGAGCAGUGCUCCGGCUUCCCCUACUACAUGGAGCUGCGGCCGGCGAGCAAAGCGGCGAUCGAGAUUCUCCGCCAGCUCUCUGAGGGCGAGGAGCUCCUGACUAGCGUCUUCGACGAGCCGCCCGCACUCGCACCAGCGCCGUUCACAGAAAUGAGCGCGCACGAGAUGGCGGUGCUGACAAUGGUUGGCAAAGGCGACAUCGGUGUUCGCGUCAAGGAGUCGUCGCACGGCCUUGCGCCACUGCUCCUCGCCGAGGCGAAUCUGGGCGCCCUGGCCGAGUACGAGGCGGGCAGCGAGGAGCUCUUCGUGUGGGUGUGGCAGCCGUCGAGUGACGAGCAGACUCGGGCGGACCCGCGAGAUGUAGCCGAGGCGCGCCAGCUCAUCGCGAUGCACCAGAGGAAAUCGGAGCACCACCGCGAGAUAGCGCGGCGUGUGCUAACCUCGAUGCUCGCCCGCGGCACCAGCCUCCAGGAGCUCGGGGUUCGCGGCGAAGCAGCGAGGCGGCUUGCCGCCCCGCCGCGUCGAGUCCGGCUCUGCGUCUGA
Emiliania huxleyi CCMP1516 is the source of this 1260-nucleotide messenger RNA. RefSeq lists its product as hypothetical. Lineage: Eukaryota; Haptophyta; Isochrysidales; Noelaerhabdaceae. The transcript is spliced from 3 exons. The coding region runs from base 1 to 1260 and encodes 419 amino acids. The record is from RefSeq and is a predicted model, not a curated record.